UAUUGGACCAAGUACAGACCUUUCUUCCACAGAUGGCCCAGGCAAAUGAGAAGCUAAGAAAAGACAUGUCAGCCGCACCACCUGGUCGUUUCAAUAUUGAAAACAUUGAUGGGACUCUUGGAAAAGUUAUACAAAUGGAUGUGGCCUUGUUUGAGAUGAAUCAGUCAGACUCAAAAGAAGAAGACAGUUCAGAAGAGAGUUCACAGGACAGUUCAGAGGACAGUUCAGAAUCUGAGGCUGAAGAUGACAGCAUCCCCGGUGAAGUCACCAUAGAUAACAUUAAGCUUCCUAAUUCGGAAGCUGGGAAAGGCAAGAUUGAAGUUUUGGACAGUCCAGGUAGUAAAAAAAAGGAAAUAGUGGAAUAAAAGAUCCAAAAAGAAACAGGUGAUACGUGCCUGCUAAUUCUUGAAGAAGAAUGUGAUUCACUGACUAGUUUACAUUUCAGGUACUCAUGGUGCUUUUAUAUUCUAAAAGAAAAACUUUAGACAAAUUUAACAGAGUUUAUUUGAGCAAAGAAUUAUUCAUAAAUUAGGCAGCACUUAAAACUUAAAGGGGUUCAGAGUUCUGCUGUGCAGCAUGGGCAAUAAAAGCUUAUCUUUUGUAGGCUGAACACAUAAGUGAAGUGCAGAAAUAACUUGAUAGAUUACAGCUAGAUGUUUGCCUUUGGACAUGGUUUGAUCAGCUGUCUGCCUGUGAUUGGCUGAAGCUCAGCUGUUUGUGUUUGGCUGAAACCCAGCCAUUUGUUGCAAAACUGAUAAACUACUAAGUUAGGUUUCCAUUUGUUUCCAUACUGAGAUAGGUUGUAGUUUGUUGCAUAGGAACUCAAAGUACAGAGACAGCCUCAGGAUAAUGGUCUCCUGCUUAUUUAAUUUAGCAUAUGUAAUAUUGGAUGUAUUUUAUUUCUCAGAGAAAUCAAAACUGGCUUUUAAAGAGUUGGAAUAUAUAGCAUUUGGGUGUCUGCCAAGGGGAGACUAAUCUUUGAUCUCAUGGCAAAGAGAUCUGUUGUUUAGAAAGCGUAAUUUUGGGCACGGUGAUGAGUAAAUUUGUUGGCAUCUUCUUUCUUCAGCACGGAUUUCAGAAGUAUCAAAUUUAUCUUAAAAUAAAAAUGCAAAUCACCAG
Galeopterus variegatus (Sunda flying lemur) is the source of this 1119-nucleotide messenger RNA. RefSeq lists its product as uncharacterized. Gene Ontology annotation, biological process: box C/D snoRNP assembly. The transcript is spliced from 2 exons. Lineage: Eukaryota; Metazoa; Chordata; Mammalia; Dermoptera; Cynocephalidae. Gene Ontology annotation, molecular function: box C/D methylation guide snoRNP complex binding. The annotation marks the transcript as partial. The record is from RefSeq and is a predicted model, not a curated record.